This is a messenger RNA of Patella vulgata (common limpet), 7483 nucleotides long. RefSeq names its product ras association domain-containing protein 1. Lineage: Eukaryota; Metazoa; Mollusca; Gastropoda; Patellidae. The record is from RefSeq and is a predicted model, not a curated record. Bases 503 to 2863 code for a protein of 786 amino acids. Gene Ontology annotation, biological process: signal transduction. The transcript has 8 exons.
UAGUUGUUCGGAUGGGAUGAAAAACCAAUUACCAAUUUCCAUAAAUUUGCUGGCGCCCAGCCUUCUGAAUCUUUAACUACGAGCUGGUUGAAUUUAAUAAGAAACUGUUCAAAAUUUGAUGUUUUGAUGAUGUGUUGAGUGUGGUAAUUUGAAAUAUCAUUAGAGAGGAGAAUGGACAGAGAGUGUUAACGUGAUAAUCGUGGAUUUAAUUUGAUUAUUUUAACUGUUUACAUAUGGUAGGUUGUCUGUGCUGUGGUAUAUAGGAAGACUGUAUACAUAAGCUCUAUAGGUGUUGUUUCUUCCUCUACAUGUGCUAGGUCUAGGUAAGACUGAUUCUAACUGUUAGACUAUAUACCAGCGUAUCACUAGUUGUUACUACAUCAUUGGUUCCAGAAAUACAAACACCACACUGUUUUGACAAGCAGCCAACUUUCGUCUGCUAAACACAGCACGACCAAGAUGAGUUCCACAUUAGAUAUAACUUGCCUGUCUGGCAGAAGGUAUGGAAGAUAGCGGCUACCCUACCAGUUUUUCUGACCAAGAUUUAAAAAUAUCAGAAACUUGUUCCAAACUUUCUCAACCUGAUGGAAUAUUCAGUCUUAAUUUUAACGAUCUUAAAACCUCACCGACUUAUUCCUACCUUCAGCAUGGCUUCGAGGAUGAAGAGGAUUUUGAGGAUUUCAAACAAGAACUAAAAGAUUUCCGACGAUUGAAACAUGAAGUGAAUGAGGAACCGCAGAAAUUUGAGAUAAAAAAUUUACAAAGGAACGAAUUAAAACGAUGUGAAAUAUCUAAUUUAUCAAAACACAGAGAUAAAGGUGUAAAAAACAGUUACUAUGACAACAUAGGACACGCAGAUUUUAGUGGAUUUCGCGAAUUACCAGUGUCACAUUUUCCUAACAGAACGUCCAAAAGUUCUCGCGAUUUUAAAAGAAUUUCCGACGCGUAUAAUCGCCGAUCUCGGAGUGUAGAUUUAGGAGAAACUGCACAUCUUUCUCAGGAGCUCUAUGAUCCUAAAUUCUCGAGUUUAGCGAGAAAAAAACUUCAGGACGAUUUUCAGGAUUUUAAACUUUCUAACUUGUCCGGAUUAUCGUGUCGUCGGAAACGAGAAAAGUACAAUAUGGAUCCUUUGACUUUUGACGAUCAUUUUCAGGAAUUUGAACGGGUAUACGAGACAAUCCACAGUCGUAGGACGUCUGAGGAUCUAGAGAAAUAUCGUCCAAUGGAUGAUUCGGACGACGAUGAUGAUGACGAUGAAGUGCUAAGUAAAGACAAACGUGGACGAUUGAUGCGACCGUCAAGUCGUUUCAGUUCAAAUUCGUCAUUAAAUGACGUAUUUUCAAUUGAUUUUGACGAAGCUUUUUCGGACUUCUUCAACACGGACGAAGAUUUUGUGGAGUUUGAACGUGAAUUUGAACGUAGUCGAUUGAAUCGUAGAUCUCGAACAGUCCAUGAUUUUAAACGUAUGUCGAGCUGUGAUAUAUUUAGUGAUGUGAAAUCCUACUGUGAUAGAAACAAGCCGUCUGUUAUCGUGGAAAAACGACCUUCGUUACCCUGUAACAUCCUUGAAACGGAACAGAACUUUCCGGGUUUACCGGACAAAAAGACUCGAGAUACGAGCAGUAUAAAUAUGUGGAACUCUUUAGAAGAUUGGGAUUAUGUGCUAAAUAAGUUAAAGCGAAACAGUCGAUUAUUUACCGAUACUUCUGAAUUCUGGGAUACGUGUCAGGGUACGAGUGGAUCUAGUCGAUCGGACAGAUUGUCCGUGGAAUGGUGUAUGUGUCGUAAACCUAAAGAUUGCCAGUAUACAUGUCAUCAUACAUGUGUGCCGUCAGUGACGUUAGAUUGUACGCCAGUAUCACCAACAGAAGUUCCAUCAACACCAGAUGGAAAUGCUGCGGAGACGUCGUUAUCUGAUCGUAAACCAGUCAUCUCCCCUCGACCUCCGAUACCUGCGAUAUUGGAGGAGAAAGUUUGUAAUCACAACAGUCAACAUCAAGAAGCCACGCCUUUAUUACCUCCUGAUACUGAUCAAACUAAUGAGAAUGAUGAAACAGACAGUGGUUACAGAUCAGGAACGAUACCUGACGAGAAGUUGCCCAAACAUAAAGGUCAAGCAACGUUAAAUCGCGAAGAAUUAAGAGCCAAAUUAUUAGAAUACAAUAAACAUGUUCCUUCAGCAGAUUUCGAACCUGAUGAAGGUACUGAAACAUUCCAAGGGUUUCUCAAGGUCACCCUAAAUUUCAUUCGACCAAUCACGAUGUCUCUAGGUGUUCGACCUCCGUCUAUUUAUGAGAUGUUAACGAAGGAACAUAUAGUAGAACAGAACACCCAGUCUAUAGCUUUCUAUAUGCCUAGAGAUACGGUAAAAUCCAUCCACACGUCAAGUUCUGCAACAACUAAAGAAGUUAUAGCUGCUUUAUUAAAGAAAUUUCAUAUCAUAGAUCAUCCGAGGAAGUUUGCUAUGUAUGAACAGGAGUUUGAUGGACAUAAAAUAGUGAAGUUACGUCGAGUUACAGAUAAAGAAUAUCCGUUACAUAUUUGUUUGAAUUGGGAUCCCGAACUUUUAAAACGAUAUCGUCUUGUAUUACAAGAAAAUGAAACGGGAGAAAUUGUGUGGGAUGGUUUCAGUUUGCCGGAGUUGAAUAAUUUCCUGAUCGUUUUAUCACGAGAAGAGAAUGAAUACAUAUCCCAGUUACAGUAUAAAUAUAAGAUAAUGCGGAGAAUCAUCACUCAGCGUCUUAAAGAAAUACGUAAAGAACGUAGACGAUUAUCGGGUGCUACUUCACCAACAGGAAGUUCAAGUCCUUCCACUCCUAAAAGUAGUUCGGGUGGUUUGACUCCACCGGCUAAUAAUUCUUGAUGUAAAGAGCGUAGUAAUAUGGUUGUGUUUCGGUGCAAGCUCACAAUAAUUUUCAUACAAAUUAAUUUAUUCCCAACAAGUAUUUAAUCGCGAUGGUAUCUGGACAACUCUAUGGAUGAAGGGGGUAGAAAACCUCACGACUACUGCGAACAGCCAUGUUGACUAAUAAUGAAUCUUGUAAAGUCAGAAGGAUUGAGAAAACCCCACGAAUAUAGUGAACAGCCGUUUACGUCAAGAUUUAUGUCAUAACAAAAUCAAUUAAGACAUUUCAUUAACGUCAUAUGGAUAUAGAUCUCUCAGUUCAGCUGGUCCUAGAUUAUGAAACGAACUUCCACAACAGAUCAAGAAUCAACAGACUUUUAAUCAAUUUAAAUCCGCACUAAAGACUUUCCUGUUUCGACAGUUUUACCAGUAGAGUCAUUACUAAAAGUGUUUUGAGCAUGUGUCAACAUGGAGAAGAUGCUAUAUAAAACCUCAUUAUUAUUAUUAGGCAAUUAUUUCUCGAAUGCUGUGAAUUGCCAUUUUUCGCUUGAUGAUAUUGUGGAUUGGAUUUACAUAUGGAACUUCUUUCUUUUUUGUAAAGAAAGAAAUUUUGACAACCCAUAUAACUCACUUUAUUAAGUUAAGAGUUACAUAGCUAAAGGAAGACUUUUCUGUUUGGAUAUUAUUUCGACUUGUUGUUACAGUAACCUGGGAAUUACCUGGAUUAUUUCAACCUGUGAAUUACCUGGAUUAAUUCAGUAUUACAGAUGUAGAACGAUUGUUUCAUUAACAUGGAAUAUCUUAAACACAUCUUAGAAAUUGGGCGUGGCUCUGUCCCUGGGGGUCGGGCUUGCACCAAAAAUAAUAGAGGUCAUCCUUAGGUUAUAAGGAUCUUAAACACCACUCAGAAAUCAAAUUGUGUUGGUUUGCUUGUGAUAAAAAAUGAAGGGACAAUUAUUAUAUGUUGAUGUAAAUGAAGAGAGUUUAAUGGACGUUUUAGUUCCAGCAUCUUCGUAGAAAUGUGAUGACGAGGAGAUUAAGACAUUUUAUGUGAUUUCUUCAUAGCUGUGUAGCGAUUCUGACAUUUUAUUUGUUUUCUGAGAAUCAACUUUUUUUUUUUUUUCAAGAAUCUUCAUACAUGUAGAGAUGUGGUGAUGAGGUGAUUCAGGUCUUUUUGGGCAAUUUCUUAGAAUUGACAUGUUUUAUUUCUAGUGUCGGAUAUAAGAUGAAGAGAGAUCCUAGACUAUUCCAUGUAUAAGGUCUCUCCCAAUCCCCCCACCCUCUCAACAAGAGGAAAAUAAAAGCCGAGAAUGUUGAAAAUGUUUAAGACUACGGCGCAUAACUGUAAGAAAUGCUUAUGGAUCUGGAGACCUAGGUAUUUUGUGAUUCAUGUGAAAGAAAGAUGUUUGUCAGCGAGGAAUUUCCAUUGAAGGAUUAAAAUGUUGCUGGCGAUACGGAUGAAGAUACAAUAAUGUUUUACAAUAAUUGUUACUUAAAAAAUAAGCACUAAAAUAAUUCAUUUUAAUGAAUCAUGUGAUUUUGUUAAAUUUAAGUUUUAUUGAGUUUUAAAUCUUAAAGCAAAUAUUUUCAGGAGAGAUAUUUAACACACUAGUUGAUGUUUUAUUUUCUCAUUAUUGUUCAUAUGGUCUAAAGAUAGACCAUAUAAGCUGUUAACAAAACAUCUCUCCAUUGGCUGUAUUUUAAGUAAAUGUUUAUAAAGCUACUGUCCAUUGGCUGUAUUUUAAGUAAAUGUUUAUAAAACUACCCUCCAUUGGCUGUAUUUUAAGUACAAGUGAAAGUAUAAUUGUAUUUAGUGAUGUAUAUUGGAUGAUUUAUUAACCAAGAUUUGAAGAGAAUCAAUAAAAACAAUGAUCUUUCUUAUGACAUAAUAUAAAACAGUUUAUCCAACUGGACACAGGCUCAAUUAAUUCUAAUUACAGAACAUUGCAAAAUUUCAACACUUGUGUCCGAACAAAUAAGGGGGGUUGGAUAGCCAAAUGGUUAGCGCUGUAUCAUACAGCCUGUUAUUGAUUCAUCUGGCAUGGUUUCCUGGUUGUACGUGACAAGGAGUAGGGUCGCCAGUCCAGCCUCGUGGGUUUUCUCUGGGUCCUCCGGUAUCCUUCCACUGCUAAAGACCCCUAUGCGCAAGCGAAUUAUUGAAAUAAAAUUAAACCAUAUGUUAGUCCCAAAAUGACCUAGUUUGUGUCGAGUGGAGUGAACCCUAAUUUCUCUCUCUCUUUCUCUCUCUCUCCGAACAAAUAACCAGUGGAACUUUGUGAGUGGGGUGAUCAACACAGUGGGUAGAAAAUGAUACAUUAUAUGGUUAGGGUUGAGUGGUUGUCUUAAACGCCAUCAAAUUCCAUCUGUGUUAACAUUUUCUUCUUCUGUCAGCUCGAGUCAAUCUAUCUGCUGCUUAUUCGUUAAGACCCAAGUGUUAAAACUGUGCGACAGGGGCCUAAAUGGAUUUAUUAAUGAACAUAUAAAUAUUUAUUUUACAUGGACCAUUUUAAAGACGUGAUAACCUGGUCUACAUAAUACUGUUUCCUAGCCUUGAUUAACAUAACUGAAAUGAUUUAAGAAAGUAUAAUUUAGAUAAGUUUAUCCAGUAUUGAAGUAUUUGUAUAAUAAAUGCAUGUAAUAUAGACAGACUAUUUUUGUGAAAUGACAAACGGCUAAUGAUUUAGUUACCAAGAUAUCUGACAAUAUAUCUAGCUACUAAAUUUAAGUGAGUUUUGGUGUUUCACAAAAUUGUCUUUGAUAAUCUUUCUGGUAGAAAUACAGAGUUGUUUGUAACGAUCCCGAUCGCAGGUGACACAAAGAUAUUAAACGGGGAGAGUCCUGGAGGGCUGAAGUCAUCCAGACGUGAUCUAACGAUCAGAUGUACAUGUAUUUACGGGGCCAUAAUCAAUGCUUAUUCACAUGACCUUGGCAUGUUUAAGCAUGGGUUGAAAACCACGACAUUGCACUGAAUAUCAGACGUUACGAUAUAUCGGUCAUCACAAACACUCUGUAUUAUACUAGGAAGAGAUAUAUUGUGCCUUGGUCAUAUUCUCGGGUAAUUUGUAAAUAAUACUACUAGUAAAAAAACAAUCAAACCCCUUUUAAAUAAUUGGUUUAAUCCUAGCUCACCACCUGCUGUACGUGUCCAAAACAUGCACGACUUGUAGGGCUUGGUAGCUCGCAGACCAGCCGCAAGAAACUGGGUGACAAUUUUGUUAUGGGUAGGACCAAAAGUCUCUAUGGCCAGUCUGCGAUCUUCUACGGUGACGAACAUAUGCAAGUCUCAAACACGGGUUUACUAAAAUUUCCCCUGUACUAGCAUGUACAGCGUGGCUUAAACCGUGAAAAAUUGGUUUUUGUUUAAAAAAUGACAGAGUGUUUAAACAGACCCUGAUGAAAAAUUCAAAUCAUGUUGUAGUAUGGUGACGCAAUAUGAUUAAAACACAGAUCAUGUUUUGUUUCGUUUUUUAUAGUUCAAAAUUUCGUUUUUUUGUCUUUAUUACACUAGGAUCUGGAAGAGUUGUUAUAUAACCCACGUUCUGGUUGAUGUGAGGGAUUAGCCAAUGAAACAGUUCGUUGCAGCGAGUUCUGGGCUUGCGAUUCAUGGAAUGGUUGGUAUCCCACUAGAAGCAUCUACGCUGAUUGAUUAAUCAAAUGUCUGACGUCAUAGGGUCAAAAGCCUCUGACGCGACCUUUUAUUAUAACUUGUCAGAUCUUCAUGUAGUGGAGGCCAUCGAAAGUAUAAAAAAACGAAACGGAAUAUAGAUCUUUUUGUACAUUAAAACUAGACACACAUCAGUUUAUCUGUAGUAUUGGUAAUUAUAUGUAGUUUUAUUGGUCAAGAGAGAGAUAUAAUUGGGUAAUAUAUUGACGACAUUAAGCAGAGUGUUGUUUCAAUAUAUUACGUAAUGUCUUGCUUGAGACCAUUAAACAAUUUAAACUGCAGAUACACUUUGAAUGAUAUUGUCACACGAGUGAAUGUUUCAUAUAAUACUGUACAAUUGAUACGCCAACAUCCAAAGAUGACGUCACAUUUGUACUAGAUAUUUUAUACGAGGCAUUAAGGGAUUUUUAGUAAGUUUGACACAAAAUGUAGGGACAAGACGAUUAUCUGUAAAUAAAGACUGAUGGGAGUAAAUAUGGAGUUGUCUCCCUUUCUAUGUGAUACACUGUACCUAUUACACAUACAAAGAUAAAUAACUAAUAUGGAGUUGUCUCCCUUUCUAUGUGAUAUACUGUACCUAUUGCACAUACAAAGAUAAAUAAAUAAUUAAUAUUAGUUAAUUAAUCAUGUAAAUAUAUUGACUCUAGUAUUUAUCAACAUAUUUUAAAAUAAAACAAAAAAAUGUUUCUGGAAUUGAUAUUAAAAUGCUUCCUCUUCGGAUGUACAUGUAUAUCGAAUUCAGUGGACAGUAACACUAUUUUAAGGAAUGGAGAUUGACGUAUUUCCAUCAGAGAUUGACGUCACAUCUGUAUUUUAAAUUCCAACUCAAUCAUAUAUGCUAGUCUUGACAGCUUGUCUUGAAAAUUAGUCAUGCAUAUUAUUCCUACGAUAAUUAUUACAUGUACUUGAUAGUCUUUCCGUAGUCUUGCUUAAAAAUAAGUCUUUCAUAUUUUUUCAGAAACUUAGUGUGAAUA